This is a messenger RNA of Chenopodium quinoa (quinoa), 2028 nucleotides long. Its product is annotated as protein XRI1-like. Gene Ontology annotation, biological process: male meiotic nuclear division; female meiotic nuclear division. NCBI's taxonomy places the organism in Eukaryota, Viridiplantae, Streptophyta, Magnoliopsida, Caryophyllales, Amaranthaceae. The coding region runs from base 730 to 1593 and encodes 287 amino acids. The transcript is spliced from 9 exons. The record is from RefSeq and is a predicted model, not a curated record.
AAAAAAAACCAAAGUGGAUAAUGGAGUGGCAUCUCCACCACUACUACCACCAUCCUCCACCAUCCAAGGAUGUUUUAUGUCAGUCACGUGUGUCACGUGCGAAGGACAGGUUUUUAAAAAUAUAUAUUUUUUUAUUAAUUGUGUGAGAAACAAAUAAUUUAUAUCCAUGACCAAAAAAAAAAGCCAAAUAUGGUGGUAAAUCUCUAGAUUCACUCCCCCUUUUUCUAGGUGAAAAAAAAAAAAAAAAAACCAAAAAGUAAUUAAUGAUUUUAAUUUUAAUUAGCAAAGAUAAUCGCACACAUUCAUACUCGAAAUAACGGCCAUUUGACCCACUAAUUAAAAUCCCCGCAAAAAUAAUUUCUUAUAAUCUUAUUACCCUCCAAAAAAUAUAUAAAUAUUAAAGUAAAAAUAUUUAUUUUUAGCGCAGAAAAGGGAAGAAGUUUGGGAGAAAGAAAGAGGAGAGAGAAAGUGAGAAGAGACAUUUCAUUUCUUAUAAGCACAAAUCUCAAGCAACUAUUUAUUUUCUUCCUUUUUUUUCUUGAUUUUUUAUUUAUUUUUUUCCUUUUUUAAUUUUUAAUCUGGGUAUAUAAGUACGUAAAUUAGUAUCAUACAAAACAAGGGUUGUGGGAGUGGACACUGAGUUAUUAUUAUAGUCUCAAUCACUUGCAACGGCUAUUUCUGAAGUAGUGAGAUUUUGGUUUUUGGGGGUGAAAAAGUUUGAUUCAUCUUAUGGAUUUAUAUAAUGAUAAGGAAUCAUGGAAAUGGCCAGGGGAAGAGUAUCUCCUUAGGAAGGAUCCUAAUUGUGCAGAUAUGGCCAAGGCUAAAUGUAUGUUGAAUGGUAUGACUGUAACCCAAAAUGAAGAAGACAUUUCAUACAUGAUUGAGGAAUCCACUCCGAUUAAGGCUUGUGGUGACUUGGCUUAUCAAUUUAGUAACUCUGUUACAGAGAUUAUGAGUAAAACUCCUCAUGAUGGUAAAGAGUACACUUCUCAAGUUAAGCGACGGCGUGUGCUGGACUUUGAUAAUACUGCUGAUGAUAUUACAUCCUCAUACCUCAAAUCCAAGGAAAGGAUUGAUUCUUUCGAUGACAUUGAUAUACUACCUGAAAUGUCAGAGUGGGAAGCUUGCUUGCAAGAGGAUUUGUGUUUUGAGGAUUUAGUUCAAUCUGAAGCUUGGCUUGCUGAUUGCCUUAUUGACACCGACAUGAAUACUAGCUCCGAUGAUGGGAAUGCUGCUGUCACAUCUGACAUUCAAAUUGGUAUCAAUGAGGUUUGCAAUAUCACACCUGAUUCAGGAACCAGUAUGUCACAGCGACCAGUCAGAAGUUCUCGAAAUGUUAUUUUUAAAGGCCGGAAGUCUUUCAUGAGAGCACCAGCAAAACUUCCUUCCUCUGUUGCUUAUCCAUUUGAUUUCAUUAAACCCUCUGGAGUUCGUGGAGAUGUGACUCUGAAAGAUAUAAAUCAGCGGAUACUUACUCCACCUCCAUCGAAAGCCAAGCAAAUUAAGGAAGACCCUGCCUACCCUACUUCAGCCUUUUCUGGGAAACCUGUUGUUGGAAAAAACCAAAAUCCCUACUCAAGGAGGAAAAGGUAGCAUCACAAUUAUGAGAACAAAAGGAUGAAUGGUAAGCCAUCUUCCCAUUUCCGCGGCUCCAUUUUGCCCUUUUUGCUCUUAUCAUCCGGGGGCUGUGAAAUGGUUUGGCAUUAUAUUGCAUGGUCAGGUUAAUUAUAUCUAUGCAUUACACAAAUGCACAACACAUGGAAGUGUUAGUGCACAAAAAAUGCAACUGUUGCAAUAUUGAGAGCUGAUUUUUGUGCAAAUCUUUUGGUUCUUCGGGCGGCUACAAUUUCAGGGGUAUUCUUUAGCCUGUUACAAUAUAUGUAGCUUAGAUUUUAUAAAUCCCUAAAUUAUUUUGGUGGUCUGUACAUGGUUAUCUAUUGGUUCAUGAAAUACAAAUUUCUUGAUGUAUCUACUUGAUGUUGCUUCUAAACAUUGAGAUGAAAGGAAAAUAGUUGUUUUUGAGGUAGA